CGUGCGUUUGCUGUCGGGGACCAGGUUUUCGUGAAAGUACACCCUCUCACCAACGCCGAUCAGGUUUUCACGCGAGCUUCGUCGCGAAGUGGUCGGGUCCCAUCGCACAUCAGGAAAAACUGGGGAAAAUGGUUUUCUGGACGGAUCAGAACCCACCGCGCAAAGUGCACGUCUCCACUUUAAAACCCUCUCAUACGAACUGAUAUUCGUCCCGCAGUCGGCCAAGUCGUGCGAAAAAUAAAAAAAAAAACUGUAGUGGUAUCACAGUUGGUUUUUGCAAUAUUUUUCUUUCUUGUGUUAGAUAAUAAAUUGUCGUUAUUCCAUAGAUGUCAUACGAAGGGAAUGCACCCGCGGAGCUCCGGGACAACCGUUGGCGUCCGAGUUGGAACCACCUGAAUUUGAGCUUGGAGGACAUGGUGCGGCAGACCACCGCCCAACUCCACCUCCUACGACGAACACAGGACACGCUGAUCAGGCUGGGGGCGGUGUUUCCGUCGGACACCACGCCGCAGGGAUUGUCGGUGCACCAAAUCGGUGACGUAGACACGGCGGUACUGCAAGCCUACCCCUGUUUGUGGGCCGCGUACGAAAGGGGAUGGCACGAUCACGUGCGGGCAGCUCCGGACCAUCCACCGGUACCGACGGACCGCCAGCCCGUAUCGGGACCAGUCCGUCACGCACAGUGGACGGUCCGGAGUGCUACAACGCAAGAAUGUCCAGCACACCAAGUGCAACCGGCUUCCGGGAGGCCGGCCCAGCAACGACAGUGGAAACCAACGGCCAUAGUACAACCACGCCAGCAGCAGUCGACUCCGCAGCCGCCUUCCCACCGACCACAGACACAGCCUCAGACUUUUCAGCCGCGUCCACAACAACGGGUCCGGCCGCCGACCGCUGGCAUCACCGGACCCGACAUCCGGUUCCCGCGUCCACGACCAUCGGCUCUGCAACAGCGGGUCCGGCCGCCGACCGCUGCCAUCACCGGACCCGGCAUCCGGUUCGGGUCCGGCCGCCGACCGCUGCCAUCACCGGACCCGGCAUCCGGUUGCCGUACCGCAAAAAGCAGCCGGAAAAUCCAGUGGUUACAACUGCCCGGGAUGGGACCCCGACCACCGGUGAGGAUGCUCGGCUGAGCCACCUCCCAACGUUCGUGCCUCACGAACCUAUGGAGGACGGGGAUGACGACAUUCUCGCCGACAUCGAGGCCCUGUACCGGGAGUAGUCCCAACAAGCGGGUAACUGGGCGGUAGUAUAAAAAUAAAUAAAUAAUAUUAUAAAUAUAAUGUUUUAUGUAAAAUAAUUGUAAAUAAUAAACGAAUAUAUACUAACUCGUGAAUUGAGAA
Molecule: messenger RNA, 1343 nt
Organism: Sipha flava (yellow sugarcane aphid)
Lineage: Eukaryota; Metazoa; Arthropoda; Insecta; Hemiptera; Aphididae
Product: extensin-like
Source: RefSeq, a predicted model, not a curated record